AUUUUGUCUGAUAUUUGUUAUUGACAAAAAUACAGGAUUCAGUCCUAUGUCAAUAAAGGGCUGCAUUUGUACAACUUCGCCACUUAAGGGUAUCAAGGUGACACACACGGUAGUUGAAAAUCAAGCAGAAGCUAAUUACUGGAGACAACUAAAAACAAAUUCUUUUUUUACUGACAUUACCACUUCUGUAGUGACCUCGAAAUAUUAAUUGCUUGUUUCACUCAUAAACACGUCCUUAAAUUGGUUUUACACGUCUAUUAUUAAAAUUAAAUACAUUUCAAUAAUUAUAAACAAAACUUGUUGUCAUGCUGUCAUCUGUCAAAAACGUUGACGCGCAUAAAAAUCCCCAGAUUUGAAAGUGCGCGGUUGAAUUUUUAGGUUAGAAUGGAAGAACCAAAAGAAAUCAAAAAAUUGGAUGAGGCCGUAAUUAACAGAAUUGCGGCCGGAGAAAUCAUACAAAGACCGGCAAAUGCCCUUAAAGAAAUGAUCGAAAAUAGCCUCGACGCUAAAAGCACAAAUAUCCAAAUUAUGGUCAAAAACGGUGGCUUGAAGCUACUUCAGAUUCAAGACAAUGGCACAGGGAUCCGUAAAGAUGACUUUCCUAUUGUUUGUGAGCGUUUCACCACUUCAAAAUUGCGCGAAUUUGACGAUUUGCAGAAUAUCUCGACGUAUGGUUUUCGGGGCGAAGCUCUGGCUAGUAUCAGUCAUAUUGCACAUUUGACUAUUGUCUCAAAAACCUGUAACGAACUGUGUGCUUAUAAGGCACAAUUUGUUGAUGGGAAGCUCCAAGGAUCUCCUCUACCGACUGCGGGGAAUCAAGGGACUAUCAUCACAGUCGAAGAUCUAUUUUUUAAUAUGUCAGUCCGGAAAAAAGCGCUGAGGAGUCCAGCUGAAGAGUAUCAAAAAAUUUCUGAAGUUGUAGGGAAAUACGCAAUUCAUAAUAGUAAAGUGGGGUUUGGGUUAAGGAAAUCGACUGAAAAUAAUGAUAUAAGGACUCCGCCCGAUUCCACGUGCGUUGAGAAUAUUAGAAUUAUCUAUGGAAAUAGUAUUGCAAGAGAAGUGGUCGAUUUUGAGCUACAAAAUGACAUUUUAAAUUUUAAAGCGAGGGGGCACAUGACAAAUGUUAAUUAUUCGAGCAAAAAAUUAACUUUUUUACUGUUUAUCAACAACAGAUUAGUCGAUUGCAAUAACUUGAAAAAAUGUAUUGAUCAAGUUUACGCCACUUAUCUCCCAAAAAACAGCCACCCUUUUGUUUAUCUAAGCCUAGAAUUAGAUCCUGUAAGUGUCGACGUGAACGUCCACCCCACCAAACACGAAGUUCAUUUUUUAAACGAGGAACAAAUCAUUGAGGCAGUUUGUGGGGCCCUUGAGACCAAAUUGUUAAAGUCUAACAAUUCCAGAGUCUACUAUACUCAAGCUAAACUUCCGGGGGUCCAGGUCGAAAAUUUGCCUCUCAAAGACCCCGACAAAGACAAAUCUAAAAUAAAUCCUAAAGAAUUGGUCAGAACUGACGCAAAUGAGCAAAAAAUUGAAAAGUUUUUUGGGGCUCCACUCGACCAAAGCACGUCAAAAUCGAAACAAACGGAGGUGUUGAGUGCUCCCUUUAUUUCAAAAGUUAAUAGGGUUGAAACCGAAUUGGCCAGUAUUUUAGAAUUACGCAAAGACGUUGAAAAAAAUUGUCAUAGAGUGUUACGUGACCUUUUCUCUCAACAUGUUUUUGUGGGGGCUAUUAACCCGUUUCAGGCUCUCAUUCAAUAUAGCACGAAAUUGUUUCUGUGUAACACUAAAAAAAUCAUGUCUGAAUUGUUAUAUCAGUUUAUUUUGUAUAAUUUUCAAAAUUUUGGUUUUAUAAAUUUUGCCAAGCCUUUACCGGUUUAUGAUUUGGCUUUGCAAGCGUUGGAACUGUCGGAAGUCGGGUGGACGCCUGAAGAUGGGGAAAAGACAGAUUUGGCACAAAAAAUUACUGAUAUUUUAACCAAAAACGGGGAAAUGUUGAACGAAUAUUUCUCGUUGAAUAUUGAUGAAGGAGGACAGUUGGUUUCUCUUCCGUUGAUUUUGGAUAAUUACACGCCUGAUAUAGCCGGACUUCCGGUGUACAUAGUUAGAUUAGCGACUGAAGUUAAUUGGGAGACGGAAAAGGAAUGUUUUGAUACUGUCGCCAAAGAAACCGCUCUUUAUUACUCCAAAAUGAGCGAGAAUUCAAAGUGGGAAACCAAUGACUGGAAAUGGGUAACCGAACACGUGGUUUAUGCAGCAGUCAAAGAAUAUUUUAUCCCUCCGAAGAAGUUCACCGAGAACGUGGCAGUUCUCGAAAUCGCUAAUUUGCCUAAUUUGUACAAAGUAUUCGAACGGUGUUAAUAAAAUUUUGAAAAAAUUCACUUGUUAAGUU
This is a messenger RNA of Tribolium madens (black flour beetle), 2389 nucleotides long. RefSeq names its product DNA mismatch repair protein Mlh1 (gene Mlh1). The transcript has 7 exons. Gene Ontology annotation, molecular function: ATP hydrolysis activity; ATP binding; ATP-dependent DNA damage sensor activity. Gene Ontology annotation, cellular component: MutLalpha complex. Gene Ontology annotation, biological process: mismatch repair. The record is from RefSeq and is a predicted model, not a curated record. Bases 385 to 2358 code for a protein of 657 amino acids. Lineage: Eukaryota; Metazoa; Arthropoda; Insecta; Coleoptera; Tenebrionidae.